AUGCCUACGUCCGUCAACGACCGGCCCGAGCCAACAUACGAGAUGGACAGCAACAGGCACAUCCCCCAACAACGCUCGUCCGACGACGAUGGCACUUUCGUCGGAGAAGAUCUCAGCCAGCAACAGUCGUGGACACAUACACAGCCAGGAAUUGGGCAUGGACGAUCACGCUCUGGCACACAUCUGACCGUUGAGACGGCUCAUGAUAUUCCGCGCAUGAACUCGGUGACUUCGCCAUCUCAGACACGAGAACAAGCUAGCCGACUUAACGACGACUUGACGGUCCUGCAGAUUGAGCGCGGGCUCGAUGCACAGGAAGCUCUGCAGCGAGGAGCCUCGCUCAACCGCUCCAUGACACGCCAGAGAUCGCGCCGAGAAGAGCUGGUCGACGACUUCGAUGCAGCUACGAACCCGCUGCACGAACAAGCUGCCCGAUACUCGCCACCCGAGAAUCCGACCACGAAUGUAUCCAAGUUCUUCAAGAAGGUGCACAAUUCGAGCUGGCUGGUUAGGUACUUUACGUACAUCACUCCAUUGGUCCUCUUGAUCCUUGUACCCAUUCUGGUCGGAGCAUUGGCGUUCCCGAAUGCUGAUGUUGGCGGUGUCGAACUGUCUUGGUUCGGAAUCUGGUUGAUGAUCGUUUGGCUGACUCUGUGGCUCGGCCGAGUCAUUGCGAAAUGUCUCCCCUGGCCCAUCGGUAUGGUCUCGAGCCUCUUCACGAACAACAGCAAGAAAUGGAGAGAUAUGGGCAAGCAGCUCGAGCUGCCAGCAACCCUGUUUUUCUGGUGGUUGGCCAUUGAGUGUUCAUUCCUACCCACGAUGAAGAACCACAACAUCAAAGGCGACCGAACGACCAAGCCCUGGCAAAACACCAUGAACAAAGUCAUCGUAUCCUUCUUCGUCGGAUUCACGCUGAACUUUAUUGAGAAGAUCAUCCUCCAGCUCAUUGCCAUCAGCUUCCAUCUCAGGACCUAUCAGGACAGGAUCGAGCUGAACAAGUUCCAGAUUGGCAGUCUCGCGAAGCUUUACAAGUACUCGAAGGAAAAGAUCGCCAUGGAUGAUUCCGAAUUCGAAGGUGAAAAGGGACGAUCGGGCGCGCGUACCCCUGGCCAAGUUCUGAACGAAGCCCAGAACCACAUCAAGGAGGGUAUGACCAAAUUUGGAGACAUUGCUGGAAAGGUCGCUGGUGACUUUACCGGACGAAAAGUGACGAACAGUGGCCAUCCCAACCAGGUUGUUCUUCAGCUUAUUGGCUCCCCUGGUGGCGCUCAAGUCCUUGCUCGACGCCUGUACCGCACAUUUGCCCGCCCUGAGACUGAGACCGUCCACUCUGAUGACCUCAAGAACGCAUUCGAGAGCGACGAAGAGGCGGACGCAGCAUUCAGCAUGUUUGACAAGGACAUGAACGGCGACAUUUCCAUGGAAGAACUCGAAGCUGUAUGCGUUGAAAUCGGCCGCGAACGCAAGUCCAUUACCGCAUCGCUCAAGGAUCUCGACUCAGUUGUCAGCAAGCUCGACGAUGUGUUCAUGUUCAUAGUCCUGAUCAUCACGAUCAUCGUCUUCAUUUCUUUGAUCUCGACUUCAGCUGCCGGUGUCCUCACGUCCGCCGGAUCUACCCUCCUUGCUCUGUCCUGGUUGUUCUCUGCCACCGCACAGGAGUUUCUGCAGUCUUGCAUCUUCGUUUUCGUCAAGCACCCCUACGACGUCGGCGACCGUGUUCAGAUCUACGGUAACACUGGUGACCUUGGUAGGGGCGAUGACUACUUCGUCAAGGAGAUCGCUUUGUUCUACACAGAGUUCAAGAAGAUGCAGGGUCAUGUCGUCCAGGCACCGAACAGUUAUCUGAACACAUUGUUCAUUCUCAACCACCGACGUUCAGGCGCCCUUGCGGAAGCGAUCCCCAUGAUCAUUAAGUUUGGUACCACACUCGAGCAGAUUGACAACCUCCGCCAGUGUCUGUUGGAAUUCGUCACAGCUGAGAAGCGCGAGUACCAGACUAAUAUUCUUACUGAACUGCGUGCUGUCCAAGAGGUGCACUGGCUCGAGCUCAACGUCGUCUUCUUCUACAAGUCCAGCUGGCAAAACGAGUUGCUCCGACCUCGCAUGCGCUACCCUGGUCAGAAGGAGUCUUUCCCUGUGUAUCUCCAGAACAUGCAGAACCCUGCCACACCUGGUGUCGGACACAAUGGAACCCCGGAUAACCCGAACGGAACCGUCAACAACCGUCCGAUGGAUGAACCCUUCGUUGCUCCGGCGAUGGAUGGAAAUGCUGAGGUUCCCAACACUGGCAGCGGACCAGCUCGCCAACCAUCGAUCCUGCGCAAUGCGAACUCGAACGGUCGCCGUGGCGGAGAAACGAUAGCGGCCAUGGGGAAGCGUGUCGACUUCUCACUCGGAAUGAACGCCAUGGGCGGAAUAGACCCUAGUGGCGAUGUCCUCGAUGACCGUGAGACCGAAGCCCGCAACAGAGCCACAGUCCUGAGGGUCACAUCUCCGUCACGUCACUCUCAGGACCGUAACGGGGACAAUGGCUCGCGAGUAUCCAACGAUAGUGGCAGAUCGACCGGAAUUCAGCGCGUCGGCACCAACGCUAGCUUGCAGACUCGCGAACGUACCCACCGUAACCGCUUCUUCAGCCGUAACCGCCACGGUGCUGAUGAAGAGGCUGGCAUGGCAGACAUUCCCGAGGUUGAGCAUGACACCCCAUCAAGAACCAACACGCUUGAUCCUCGAACCGGUUUGGUUAGCUCCCAGGCUGUUAGAAUGAGCACCGACGACUCGCAUCGCACCGAAAACUCGCAUCUGUUGCAUCAUCCAACAUCUUCCGGCGCUCUGCCAGCCACAGCGGAUUCCGACAGGACAUUUGCUCAUCCUUCUCGCGCACAGACCGAUAACAUUGAGAUGAGGCGCAUGCACUGA
Messenger RNA from Parastagonospora nodorum SN15, 2919 nucleotides. RefSeq lists its product as hypothetical. Gene Ontology annotation, biological process: intracellular calcium ion homeostasis; calcium ion transmembrane transport. The transcript has 3 exons. The coding region runs from base 1 to 2919 and encodes 972 amino acids. Gene Ontology annotation, molecular function: calcium ion binding; calcium channel activity. Lineage: Eukaryota; Fungi; Ascomycota; Dothideomycetes; Pleosporales; Phaeosphaeriaceae. Gene Ontology annotation, cellular component: membrane. The record is from RefSeq and is a predicted model, not a curated record.